Messenger RNA from Oncorhynchus nerka (sockeye salmon), 5316 nucleotides. It is a transcript of the gene syngr2b, whose product is annotated as synaptogyrin 2b. The record is from RefSeq and is a predicted model, not a curated record. The transcript has 5 exons. NCBI's taxonomy places the organism in Eukaryota, Metazoa, Chordata, Actinopteri, Salmoniformes, Salmonidae. Bases 134 to 874 code for a protein of 246 amino acids. Gene Ontology annotation, cellular component: neuromuscular junction; synaptic vesicle membrane.
ACUUUCAGGAAAGUCGUUGGGGAGAAAACAAGAAGGCGGUUGGUAGUCUAGCGAUCUGUGUGUUACAAGGAAGAUCCGUGGCUAAAUCAACGGCUGCUUGUCUUGUGACCUGUGCUGAAGUUGAGCGACAGAGAUGGAGGAGACCGGGGGAGUUGGUGGCGCUAGUGCGUACGGAGCUUCGCUCGCAGGCGGUGGCUUCGACUUUCACAAGUUUGCUAAACAACCGCACACUAUCGUGCGCUUCUUGAGUUGGAUUUUUUCCAUCGUGGUCUUCUCCUGCAUCACAGCGGAGGGAUUUGUCAACAAAUCGCACAGCCCCGACGCGCAUUGCGUCUUCAACCAGAAUGACUCGGCGUGUCACUACGCUGUGGGCAUCGGGCUCAUAGCCUUCCUGGCCUGUUUUUUCUUCCUCUUAUUGGACGCCUACAUGCCGCUGAUGAGCAACGCAAAGGAGAGGAAGUACGCUGUCAUGGCCGACCUGGGAUUCUCAGUUGUGUGGACGUUCCUGUGGUUCGUGUGUUUCUGCCUCCUGACUAGCCAAUGGAGUCGUACGAUUGAUGUCAGAGGAAUCCCCCAGGACGCCGCCCGCUCCGUCAUUGCCUUCUCUUUCUUCUCUAUCGCCACCUGGGGAAUCCUAACCUACUUCGCUUUGGGGAGAUAUCGCCGUGGUGUUGCCGACGUCACCCAGAGCAUCUAUGCCGAGUCUCCGCCGGAGCAGCACACCCCUUACCCUCCGACCUACGCCCCCUCGGCCUACACCCCCACCACCUACUCCCCGUACCCUUCCAGCGCGCCAGACGACUUCCAACAACCCCCCUUCACCCCCAGCACCAUCACCCAACCCCAGGGGGAAUAUCAACCCCCCAACUACUGAGGGGCUCCGCGGUGAAGUUUCCCCUAGGUACAGAUCUAGGAUCAGCUUCACUUCCCCCAUUCCUAACCUUAACCAUUAGUGGGGGAAAUGCAAAACUGACCCAAGAUCAGUGUCUAGGCCAAGGGGCAAUUUCCCCAUACCAUUACUGGGAUAGAAUUAUGGAGAAAGGAAGUGGAAGCUCCUUAUCACCAGACCUGGGUUCAAAUACUAUUUGAAAUAUUUGUUUUGCUUUUGUCUGUCUGGAGUGCAAGGUGGGUGGGGUUUUCACUCUGUCAACGUUUAUAUUGGUUUAAUUUGCAACAGGGAAACUGGAUGAAAGCACAGACCGAUAAAGUAUUUGAAAUGGUUUUAAAUAGUGUUUGAACACAGGUCUGCUCACUACUAAUUCAGUGGCUGAUGUGGUUUAAAGGAGACUUCUACCCUGAGACAGCUGAGGGGGAGGGGCAAAAGUCAGGUCCUGGUCACGUGACACUGGAGCUCACAUGAUUUGGGAUAUGCGAAAAACAGCCAAUGAGAGCUCUCGUGGGAGAGGCAAGUGCUUGCUUUAGCUAAUCAGUGUGCUUGUCUCCCCCCCUCUCUGUUCAGAAUUCUAGUCCCCUGCUUCUAUGCUCCAGAAGGAAGGAGAAUGUGUCUGUCAGAGGAGGCUGGUGGGAGGAAGAUAUAGGAGGACCUGCUCAUUGUAAUGGCUGGGAUGGAAUAAAUGGAACGGUAUCAAAUAUGGAAACCACAUGUUUGACUCGGUUCCAUUUAUUUCAUUCCAGCCAUUAGUGAGCCGAUCCUCCUAUAUCUUCCUCCCGCCAGCCUCCUCUGGUGUCUGUACAUAAUAGAUAUUCAUAGUUGAAACGCCAAUUCUUUGAAUGGCUGUAGUGUCUUUUUUUAAAAACAUUUUAUCUUUUUGUUUUCAAUUUAGCACAAUUAUCUUGAUGACAUGCAAGCACAAUGUUUUAUUCAAUGUCAAAAAAGUAUGUUUAUUUAAUUGACCAGUGUAUCGUGAGACUACUGAAUUCUACAGGAUAAGCCAAAUGCCCAAGAAAGCCUUACUAUUAAUGUCCUAUGUAAACUGCUGGGUUUUUGUCCCACUUCAGGAGCCGUAAGCAGACUUUGACUGUGUCCCAAAUGGCACCCAAUUCCCUUUAUAGUGCACUACUUUUGACCAGGACCCAUAAGGCUCUGGUUAAAAGUAGUGCACUAUAUAUAGGGGAUAGGGUGUCAUUUAGGAUUCAAUCUACAAUUCCUUUCUCAUAACUCUUAAACCCUGUCUAUCUGAUAACAGUCAAGGUAAAGCCAUAAAAAGCCCAAGGGAAAAAACACAUUAAACCGCACGUUAAAUUAAACCGCCCGUGGAAAACACAAGGCUUGUUUGCUCAACUGAUCUGUGUAAUAUGCAUGUUCCUAUCUAGUCAUUUAUGUACUGAUUGAGUUUUCAGUCAUAUUUUAUGUCUACUGUCCACAAAAACUAUAGCAACUGGAUAGGUUGAAACCAGGCUUGUAACCAGGAGAUAAAUUAGAGUCCCAAUUGUCCACCCUUCUCCCAAAGCGUGCACUGCACUGGCCUACUCCCCCCCCAUGGCUUUGACAAUGCAAUCUCCCUCCAUCCUCACAGCCAAUCCUGACACCAGUGCUAUGCUUUUAGAACCAUGUGCACUGGAAAAGGGGGGAGAAUCAGAACAGAAGUCUUCCACUGCCGCUAGAUAAAGCCAUCUAUGGUUUGUAUUACUUAGUGGGUUUCCUAUCAGUCGUUCUGAGUCUCAGACCACUACCUGCUUUGUACUACUAAAGGGAAAAGUAAUUCAUGAAUAAAUCCUCUUAAUGCCACAACUGACUUCAGGAACCUCAGUGUAGCAGCUGGGUCAUGUUCAUUAGGCACCAAAUGGAAGAAAAACCAGCUACAUAUGAACAUUAACAAACACACAAUUACUGAACUUCAGAAGCUAUUUUGAAUACAUUUUCUUGGUCCUAGAGUCAUUAAAUGUUCAGAGUACAUUGAGGGGACUUACUGCUUUCAAAACAAGUAAAACAGUUGGAAGGUUUUUAUCAGGCAAAUGCUUUGUUUGUUUAUCAUUGCAAGAAGUUUUGCUGUGGUGUGCACUAAUGAACACGACCAAGGGCUGCGGCUGUGUAGCUCCGGUCCACCAAGGUCCAAGUGUGCUUUGGCACUUCAUAGAUUACUACUUCAAAUCAUCUGACUGACUUUAAAUGUAAGUCAUACAGGACUAACUGAAGCACUUGAUAACAAUACAAUACUUGGGAUUUCAUCAAUUGCUUCUUUAAAGUGGCAACCUGCAGAUACAUUUUUGGACAUAUUAAUGAUCUGUACCAACUGAUUCUGGAAGAAUAGAACUUAUAAAUGCCUCAUGAGGUUAGUUCAAUUGUUGUACCCCAUCAGAACCCAAAAUAAGCAUUGUUUUUACUUUACCUUGUUUGUAAACAAAGUAAAUGUAAACAAACACUAUUUAGCCUCAACAUGGUUAACUAUAAUUGUGACAUCAUGGAUGGUCAGUCCUCGUAUCCAUAACUCUGAGUUUGAGCCCCGUCCCUCAGCUUUUUACCGAAACGGGUGGGGAGACGGUUUGUUAUUGUUUCAACGGCUGAUUGCAGCUUUUAAAGGAUAAGACUGAAAACGGCAGACGUAGAAUCCAUUAAAGGAUAAGCCUGAAAACAGCAGAUGUAGAAUCCAUUAAAGGAUAAGACUGAAAACGGCAGACGUAGAAUCCAUUAAAGGAUAAGCCUGAAAACAGCAGACGUAGAAUCCAUUAAAGGAUAAGACUGAAAACAGCAGACGUAGAAUCCAUUAAAGGAUAAGCCUGAAAACAGCGGACGUAGAAUCCAUUAAAGGAUAAGACUGAAAACAGCAGACGUAGAAAUCCAUUAAAGGAUAAGACUGAAAACAGCAGACGUAGAAUCCAUUGAAGACUGGCUUCUAUGGAAAUGUUAUGCACUUCUCCUUAACAAGAACCCUGGUAUACUUUGUUGACGGUGCCUUAGACUUACUGUAUGUAAUGUUGACACCAUGGUGACCUUGAGUCCACCAUGGACAAGCAUAGAUGUACAUAUUCACAUAUAGAUGUGUGAAGGUAAAUAUAGACACACAAAGAUACGUUGUAUAUAAACUCAUCAUUGGAGUCCACUUGGCCAAAGGGAAGACCUCACUGUGUGUCAAAUGGCACCCUACUCCCUAUAUAGUGCACUACACUAUAUUGGCCCUAGUCUACAUAGGGAUUAGGGUGCCAUUUGGGACACAGAGUUGCAUGUAUUAAAUAUGAGUGAUGCUACUAUGCAAGGCUAAUGGAAACAUUUAGGGAGGGUGGAAACUCCCUCUGUAUUUCUAUGUAUACAGGACAGUGGAGGCUGCUGAGGGGAGGACGGCUCUGAAUAAUGGCUGGAAUGGUAUCAGACACGUGGCUGCUGAGGGGAGGACGGCUCAGAAUAAUGUCUGGAAUGGUACCAGACAUGGCUGUCGUGGCUGUCUUAUGUCUGAUUCCAUUCCAGACAUUAAUAUGAGCCGUCCUCCCCUCAACAGCCUCCACUGAUAGUGUCACCAACCAUUUCAACUUCUCCGCUAGUGCCUGUGUGAAGUGUCCUUCCUACAGAAGGCUGAAAGGCGAUGGUGUAACACGCUAUUUGCCCAAUCAACCUCCUCAAACAGUCCAUAUAUUUACAUUAUAAAACCGUGGACAAAGUCAUUUAAAGCCAUGAUGGCACUGGAGCAAAAACUGAAGGGCAUAUUCAGGAUGAUCAAACUGUUGCCUUGUGUUCAUAACUGUCAGGUUUUUGUAUGGGAGAUGUUGCAAUUUGUUGUUUGCAAUUCUGAACAUACCCCCUAAUUAAUGUCCAGCGUGGCCUAGUAAGGCGGCAUCUACACAGGCAGCCCAAUUCUGAUCUUUUGACCAGUGAGAUCAGAUCUUUUGCCAAUAAUUGGGGGGAAAAAAAUCAGAAUUGGGCUGCCUGUGUAAAUGCAGCCAUACUGUUCAAAUUGAACCUCCCCAGUGAGCAACCUUUGUAUCUAUGAUUGAUCGAUAGCCAAGACUUCUGUAAGUAUGUGAUUUGUAGUUUAGUUAUGGGUUGUUAAUUGAUUGCGUUUUGUUUUCUGUAGUUGUAGGGGCGAUAUGUAUAUUUCACUUCUUGUCCAUUGUUUUAUCGUGUUACAUCAUUGGUUAUCUAUGUGGUUUUGAUUUGCCAUCUGAUCUCCACCACUGAUCUAAAUGAAAUAGUGUAGAUUUGAGUUCCUCACUUAUUUUACAUUUAUGAAAUUUAUUUACAAUUCUGUCUCACUUAACUUUAAUACACCCAAAAAAUGAUAGCACCAGAAACCUGUUAGUUGUGUUCUAUUGAAUCCAUUGUUGUAUAAGGAAGUGAUGUCACAAGGUUCUAAUUCCACUUCUGUUCUGUCUAAAUGACGUGUGUGUCGGCGUGGGGCAGAAUAAAAUCUGCUCAUAAUUUGA